Molecule: messenger RNA, 8981 nt
Organism: Prinia subflava (tawny-flanked prinia)
Lineage: Eukaryota; Metazoa; Chordata; Aves; Passeriformes; Cisticolidae
Gene: SP4
Product: Sp4 transcription factor
Exons: 7
Coding region: 433-2769 (778 amino acids)
Source: RefSeq, a predicted model, not a curated record
GAGGAGGAGGAGGAGGAGGAAGAGGAGGCCGAGGGCUCUGGGCCGCGGCCCGCCCCCGGCCCGCCCCCUGUGCCUGCGGCGUGGGGAGCCAGGCUGAGGCGGAGCGGGGCGACAGAGGGGCCGGCGGCUGGGCUCGGUUUCCUGCUCAGUGGGCGUCGUUGGGGUCCCGGCGGGCCCCGCCCCCGCGCCGCCCACCCCGGCCCCCGGCUGUCACUCAAGGCGGCGGGCUGAGGCCGGCGGCGGCGGCGGGCGGAGAGAGAGGCAGCUACGCCACAGCCCAGCGGCGGCCAUUCGUGGAAAAAUAGGCCGUCCCGCUCCUCCCAGCUCCGGCUGCGACCGGCCUUCUCCCCGCUACCCCCACCCCACCCUCCGCCUCCUCCUCCUCCUUCUCCUCCCCCCUAGAGCGGCGCCUCAGCGGGGCAUUAAUGCGGGAUGAGCGAUCAAAAGAAGGAGGAAACUAUGCCCACAGAGGGAGAGAAAUCUCCCGAGGCAGAGAAUAACAACAAUAAUAAUAAAAAAGGGAAAAGUGGAGGCUCACAGGAUUCUCAGCCUUCACCUCUUGCUUUGCUAGCAGCCACUUGCAGCAAAAUAGGAACUCCUGGUGAGAAUCAAGGAACUGGACAGCAGCAGAUUAUUAUAGACCCAAAUCAAGGUUUGGUGCAGCUUCAGAAUCAGCCACAGCAGUUGGAAUUGGUAACAACUCAGCUUGCUGGAAAUGCUUGGCAGCUCGUUGCCGCUGCUCCUUCUGCUUCAAAAGAAAAUAAUGUUGCUCAACAAGGAUCUUCUGUUGCCUCAAGCGCAGCAAGUCCCUCCAGCAGUAACAAUGGAAGUACAUCUCCUUCAAAAACCAAAUCGGGCAAUUCUUCUACAACGACCCCUGGACAAUUCCAAGUCAUUCAAGUACAGAAUCCAAGUGGUAGUGUCCAGUACCAAGUGAUUCCACAGAUUCAGACAACGGAAGGUCAAAUCAAUCCAUCCAACACUACUGGUCUACAAGACAUACAGGGUCAAAUUCAGCUUAUUCCUGCUGGGAAUAAUCAAGCUAUCCUCACAACUGCAAACAGGACAGCUUCGGGAAAUGUUAUUGCUCAAAACCUAGCAAAUCAGACAGUUCCAGUCCAAAUCAGGCCUGGUGUUUCCAUACCACUGCAACUGCAAACUAUUCCUGGUACUCAGGCACAAGUUGUAACAACGCUACCUAUAAACAUCGGUGGGGUAACCCUGGCUUUGCCUGUGAUUAACAACGUUGCCACUGGAGGAAGUUCAGGACAAGUUGGCCAGUCUACUGAGAGUGGAGUUUCCAAUGGAAAUCAGCUGGCAUCUACACCUGUCACUUCUGCCUCUGGUAGUACCAUGCCAGAGUCUCCUUCCUCAUCUUCCACCGCUACAACCACGGCCUCGACAUCUCUGACUAGCAGUGACACACUGGUAAGCUCUGCAGAAACAGGCCAAUACACAAGCACAGCAGGCAGCAGUAGUUCAGAGCAGGCGACUGAGGAACCUCAAACAACUGCUGCAGACUCGGAAGCCCAGAGCUCCAGUCAGCUUCAGUCCAAUGGACUACAGAACGUCCAGGAUCAGUCAGGCUCCCUUCAACAGGUCCAGAUCGUAGGUCAGCCUAUUCUGCAGCAGAUACAGAUCCAGCAGCCUCAACAGCAGAUUAUUCAGGCCAUUCCUCCACAGUCAUUUCAGCUCCAGUCAGGGCAGACUAUACAGACCAUCCAGCAGCAGCCUUUGCAGAAUGUUCAGCUGCAGGCAGUGAGCCCAACUCAGGUGCUCAUCAGGGCUCCAACUUUAACACCAUCAGGACAGAUCAGCUGGCAAACUGUGCAGGUUCAGAAUCUGCAAAGCCUUUCAAAUCUGCAAGUUCAAAAUGCUGGGUUACCCCAACAACUGACCAUUACCCCUGUGUCUUCAAGUGGUGGCACAACCAUUGCCCAGAUUGCUCCCGUGGCUGUUGCUGGUACCCCCAUCACUCUGAAUGCUGCCCAGCUUGCUUCAGUACCUAAUCUUCAAACAGUAAGUGUUGCCAACCUGAGUGCUGCAGGUGUUCAAGUUCAAGGAGUCCCUGUUACCAUUACCAGCGUUGCAGGUCAACAGCAAGGACAGGAUGGAGUAAAAGUACAGCAAGCCACAAUAGCUCCUGUAACCGUAGCAGUAGGUGGCAUUGCUAAUGCAGCAAUUGGUGCUGUUAGUCCCGAUCAGAUAACACAAGUGCAGCUUCAACAAGCUCAACAAGCUUCUGACCAGGAAGUGCAGCCUGGCAAGAGACUGAGAAGAGUUGCCUGCUCAUGUCCUAAUUGCAGAGAGGGAGAAGGAAGAGGCAGCAAUGAGCCAGGAAAAAAGAAACAGCAUAUCUGCCAUAUUGAAGGAUGUGGAAAAGUUUAUGGCAAGACAUCUCAUCUUCGGGCACAUCUGCGCUGGCAUACCGGUGAAAGACCAUUUGUCUGCAACUGGAUUUUUUGUGGCAAGCGAUUCACAAGGAGUGAUGAGUUACAGAGGCAUAGAAGAACCCACACAGGUGAAAAGAGAUUUGAGUGCCCGGAAUGUUCUAAAAGGUUUAUGCGAAGUGACCAUCUCUCGAAACAUGUCAAAACUCAUCAGAACAAGAAGGGAGGUGGAACAGCCCUUGCUAUUGUUACCUCAGGAGAACUGGACUCUUCAGUUACUGAGGUUCUUGGUUCUCCAAGAAUUGUCACUGUUGCUGCCAUUUCUCAAGAUUCAAACCCAGCAACCCCUAACGUUUCAACAAACAUGGAAGAAUUCUGAAAGGAUCAUUUAUAUGGACACCUAGUGCUGCACUUAAGUUUACAUACCUUUCAGGAUAUGGAAGUGGGCUGGUAACGUGGAUUACAGACAGGAAAUCUUUAUUUUCAGUCAUGACUUCUGUAAGUGUUGCAGGUUGGAGGGCCAGCAUGGGAAGUGUACACCGGUGCAACAAGACAAAAAUUUCAAAAAUACAAACAGCGCAAAUUGAUGACUGUAUAAACAGAUAGAGGAAUAAUAGUUCCAUACUGUACUUUUUUAGUUAUACCUCUGUAGAUUCUGUAAUGAUUUUAAGUGAACUUUGCCCCCUAUUUUAGCACUGUAUGGUAAUGUGUUUAUAAAAUCAGAUAGUGUCAGUGUAAAACUGGGUGGACCUUGACUAGGAUUAAUACCAUUUGAUGAAGGCACUUUGUUUUUAACAUAAAUUUGUUAUGUUUUCAUGACAGCAUCAUUUUCCCAUAAGGCACAGCAAAACAGAAUACAGGAUGAGCAACGGUGGAUAUAUUUGGGGUUUUUCUCAGUCCAUACAACACAUCUGUUAAUUUUGGCCAUCUUUUCUCAAGUUUUGGAAUUAUUCAAAUAGCAGCUGGGUGAUGCAUGCUGCAAAGUGAUUCUGAGGUGGGCCUCAGAUUAAUUUUGACUACUACAUUAUAGUAGUGUAUAUAAAUGACAAUCAGUGAGUUCUAAUUCCUCUCUUUGUGUGGAGAGCUAGGUUACGUAGAAUUAGUGCAAGCAGUAGGAAAGAUAAAACCAUAGAAAGAUAUUAACAUAAGAUUUACAAAAGUAAUGGUAUCUUUAUGUAGAAUGAAAAAAAAUGUGUCAAUUUUUGGUAAUUCAUUUCAUUUUGUAUUUCCCUGCCCAUGGCAAGGAGGUUGGAACUAGAUGAUCUCUGAGGUCCUUUCCAACCCAAACCGUUCUGUGGUUCUGUGAUUCUGUAUUUUAAAACAUCUGUGGCCCGUUUCUAACUCAUAGAUAACUUCAAUCUUAAAAACUCAAACUUAGGUGUUUGAAUGUUUUAAUUUUGUUAGAAUUCAUGGAAAUCAAUCAGACAGCUGAGUGUUGUUCAGUAUCUCCUCUCUGUAAAUACUAGUUUAUUAUGUUGUGGUUAAUGUGCUGAGUUCUUUGUGCUUUGACUUAAUAGCCAAAGAAAAAAUUACUAUCACAUUUUAAUUAGAAAAGAAGUAAACAUUUUCUCUUUCCCCUUGAAUAUUACCAUCUCUUUUUUUCUCUUCAAGAAUAAUAUGUACACUGGUAAUAAAUAUCUGUUACCUAUCAAGUCUUAUAUUGACCCUCCAACCACAAAACAAAGAGAGAAGAGAAAUAUUAUCUUUUCAGGACAUGACUUUCGGUUUCAAAGGUUUGGUUACAUUUUCAGAUGUGAUGGUGAAUAUGGAGGAAAUGUAAAAUAAAAAUUAAAAAAAAAAAGAAAAAAAAAAAAGGAAAAAAACAACAACAAAAAUUGCAUUUUCAAUGUCAAAAUUCCAGAAGGUACAAGGAGGAAAGAUGGCCAAAUAUUUCACACUCAGGAUUUUUAAUUACUUCCCCUAGGCAUAAAUAUAACCUUUUACAUCUACAGUCACUUGUUAAUAAAUUCUCAUGAUCAGUGUUUAAGGAGAUUUAUACACCAAAAUAUUUUUAAUGUAACUGAAGGAAGUACAGUGCAAGAAGAAUAAGAUGGGUUUUUUUCCCCUACAAAUUAUGAAAGGAAGAAUGUGUGUGGUAGCUGUUGGUUUGCAAGACAUAACAGUACCCUGUGCAUUCCCUAAAGAGCAUAUACUUCUCAUCUGAACAAUUUAUCAAUCUUGUGGUGUUUUCUGUAUUUUUGAAGCAAAAGAAAUACCAUUGUUUACACUGUGUACACUUUAGGCCAGCCCUUUGUAGCAAAAUACUAAGCUGAGGGUAUUUUAUACUUUCAGUUUACAUAAAAAGCUUUGAGAUUAAAGAAAAAACAAUUUUACACUGUGGUUAUAAAUUUCAAGUUUCUUAAAGCUUUUUUAGACUUGUAACAGAGUCUUUAAAUUUUAGUUGGGUUUUGUACAUUGUUUUGUAUAUUUUAUUUAAAGUACUCUUAACUGAUGUAUCUGGAUUUAAAACGUCAGAAGCAAUUAGGUGUUACAUUUAAUACAGAUGAACAUUAGGUAGUAUUAACUGUUAAUUUUAUUAUAAAGGAAAUGAAAUGUCAAAGAUAUAUUUUAUCAUUAUGCUUCACAAUCAGUGCUCUACAUUACUUUAUGCAAAGGAGAACUUUCCUAAUGUUAAUAUCAUAUUUCCUAAAAGUUAACAGUUUUGUAAACUGAAGUUACAAGCAUUCUGCACAACCAUUUCAUAUGUAAUUUUUUCUUGCAUACUUAUGUAUGCAGAUAGGAAACUGAAGUAAUUUUUAAUCUGCAAUGAAUCCCUAUUAUAGAUGUAUCCAAAUCUAAAUCUGGUUGGCUUCAUAGCAUCUCAAGUACAUUAACUUGUGUUAGCAGGUGCACAUUUUACCACUGGAAUUAGAAACAUUCUGCCAGUCUGUUCUGCAUACCAUUCUGAAUCCACUUUUCUGUCUUAAAAGGAUCGUAAAUUUCAAUGUCCUUUAUUUGACUCAGUGGGAUAUAGCUGUUGUAAGUAAUAGGGCACAGAUGUGCAGUAGUAUCUUGUUUAAUGGCAUUUCACUGUUCAUUCCCUUUGCCACCAUUAAAAAUUUUGCUUUAUUGUAAUUAUCAGUGCAAAGUGUAUUUACCAUGGUAGAACUCCAGUGUUAGAAUAGUUUUUUUCUUACGAUAUACUUUCUUUGGUUAGCUUUGUGUAUGUGUUGCCGAUUACAUUAGCAAUUGGUGUUAAGUCAUUAUUUAUCACAUUCUUUCACGAGAGCAGUAAUAAAAGUGUGUAAUCUAGGAGAAAAAGUUAAUUUGUCAAAGUUAAGUAAGCAUGAUGUUUAGGUCCUAUUUUUCAAUUUUAUAACUGUUUUAUUGCAACAAUAUUUGUAUUUAAGUCUUCAUUUUAAUGCCUUGUGGUGUUUUUUUAUGCAUGUCACUGAAUUGUCAUCCCGCAAGAAUUGAUGUGCAGCAUAGGGUAUUAAAUCUACAUGAUGAUUUUGAAACAGAAAAAUAGUUGAUGGUAAAAAUGUAAAUGUUUUGCAAAAAUUCCUUAUAAAAAAAAGUUUUGUAGUAAUAUUUCACUUGUAAAUUUUUCUAAAAAAAAAAUGGAAAAGGAAAAAAAUGAGAGUAAUGUUUCCCCACAUCUAGAAUUUAGAAAUUAAUUCUGCCAGCAAAGCCUGUAAGGCAUUAAUCUGACACUUUUACAAUGCUGAUUUGUAUAAUUUUUUGGUGGGUUUGGAACUAAAAUCAUGUACAAGUUGUUGCCUGCAAUAACAUUUUGCAAGUAACCUAUUAAAAUUCCCUUGAGUUUAAAAGGUUUCUUCAUUUAAUUGCUUACAGUAUAAAGCAGCAAUAAAUAAUGUUUGUAUGGUAAUCUGUUCAUCAAGAAGAACACUAGAAAACAAAUGCUUCUCAAUGGGGAAAGGUUGGCAGCAGCUUCUGGAUUUGUGUAAUUAAGACCUGUACUUGCUGGUCAGCGUUUCCCAACUGGCAGACUCCCAGCGGGGAAUUAAACCAGCAGAUUCUAGCUCAGCAUGAAUUCUGUGGGGUUUGUGCAGCUCUUGCAAUGGAAGCUACGGUUGUUCCUGAACACACCAAAGGAAUGACCAAAGGGAAAAAUUUCCUAAGGUAAGGAAUAGAUAAAAUACAAAUUUAGAAAACGGACGAUAAUUCAGUUUGACAGAGAUAAAUAAUAGAAGCAUCACUGUAUUGCACACAGGGAAUGAAUAUAACAAAUGGAAACCUGAAAGUACUGACUUCAGCUCAUAGAAAAUAUAUUCAGCUUUUCUUAGUGAGUUGUUAACAGGCUCCUGCACUGUGUUACACUAAAAUAACUUUCAUGGUAUGCCAAAUUGCUAAUGAUAAUGUUAUACUAUUUUUUUUCAAUGCUAAAGAUUUGUAUGGUAGACUUUACCAUAGUUUUGCCAUGAACGAGCAAUGCUGUUUCACAAAGGAAGAAAUACAUAGAGAAUCACAGGAUCAUAUAGGCUGGAAAAGACUUUAACAUCAUUGAGCUCCACUGAAAAGCUAACACUGCAAAUCCCACCACUAAAACAUGUCCCUAGCCACCAUGUAUACACAUAAGAAGAAGGCCACUUUCUUCCAUUUUCCAAAAGAAGAUGAAUUUAUAAUUUGGGACUUUUAACUUUGUACUGCAAAACAGAAUUGUCUUUCCUACUGAGAUAUAAAAUACAUUAUCUUUGUUAUAUGUUUGAUUAAAUACCUGUUAGUCUCAGUAACCUCUAUUUGAAUGGCAAAUUUCUGAAGUCAAUCUAUGUCGUAAUUCAAAGUAAAUGGACAUCUGACCAACUAAUAUGUCUUUAUUGACCAAUUUUUUAGUAUUGUGGCACUGGUGUGUUAUGAAGUGAAUUCUAUAUUACUGGUAAGAUACUAGUCCUCUGCUUACACCAUUUCAAUUAUACAGUGUCAGAAAAUAAAUCCUUGCAUAAGGACGUAAGGAUGAAUGUGCAUGUUACGUUUUACCCUUUUAGUCCUUCAAAUGUCAUUGUUCUACUCUGGGAAGCAUGAAGUGUGACACCAAAUUAAGUAUUUCUGUCUGCAACUGUAAAUUCACUAGCAUUGCUAAAAUUAUCUAAAGUUACACUUUAUAUUCAUUCCACUAGCUUUAUUUUCUGUCUGGCUAGGUAGCAAAUAUCAGGAUUAAUUCAUACUGAACUUCCUAAUCCCUUCCAUGCCCCUGCUUCCCAAUCCUUUUCAUUUCCCCAAAGCUACUUGCAUCAUUUCCUGAUAUCCUGAGAUUUGUCAAUGAAAAUAGGAGUGCUGUGGGGACAUAGAGCUGGCAUGUGCUAUCUUUGCUUGCUUGAGUACCUUCCAUGGAGAGAAAGGACAGUGAGAUACCUUUUCUAGAAGACCCUCACUAAAAAUGACCAGAGGUUAUCACAAGCAGGUGGGUUGGUGCUUUGCCCAACUACUGUGGAUGCAGUGAUGUGCAUUUUUCGGUUCAGUUUAUUAUGGUUUGUUGAGUGGUUUUCAUAGCAAGUACCAAAAAUUGCCUGCUUCUAAAUUGCCAGGUCCAGGAACACAGGCAUUUCUUUGCCUUACAUGAGCAGCAAUGUGCAGUGUAAGAUUCAUAAUAUACAAAUUCAAAGCUAUAUCUUUCAUUUCUACCUCUGUGUUUGGAAAAUGCCUAGCCUUGAGCAUUUAAUAAUUUUUUACAACAAUACUUUAGCACAACCUCUAAAAAAUAAUUAAAAAAAAAUGUUUCAACCUUUAUAGUUUGUCCCAGGAAGGAGAACCUGUUCUUAACUGAAGUGUAUUGGAGAACAUAAACAUUCAGAGAUUUCUUUACCAGAUACACUUUUUACAUCAUACCUGGAAUUUUUUGCUUUCUCUCUUGCAUCAGUUCCCUUGUGCAUCUGUGCUGUAUUCUAGCCUAUGUUGCCAUGAAGAUCUCUCUCAUUGCAUUUUCAAGUGCUAUAGUACUUUAUUUGAAUAACCUCUUGCUUCUUGCUAAACACAUUGCAGAAACACAUACACCAGACAAAAGAAGUACUUUCUCUUAAAUAUUUAUGUUGGAAAACUCCUUUGGAAAGUAUUUCAGCUGAAUGAGAUCUCUGUUCCAUCCCGACAUAUUAUGGAAGCUUAGUCCAAGCUAGAGUUUAAAAUAGAAGUUUGUAGGUCAGGGAGUGUUUAUCAAAAAAUGUUUGUGCUGCUGAUCUAAAAUUCUGUUAAGCAUUUAUUUUUAUGUUGUUUUUAGUUAAAUGCAUAGCUUUGUGUCAUUUGUGUAUAUUUUAAAGGAAAGUCUUGGACCAAAUUCCAGGAAGAGCCCAAUCUCAAAGCUGGCUGACCUUUUGGUGUUGACACAUUUGUCAAAGUUUUCAAUGAUUUUUAAAACUACUGAAAGCAAGUAGCAAGUGAAGCCUUCUCUGCAUAGACCUAGACACAUUCAGAUUUUUUAAAAAAGUGAUUUAAUGAGCAGCAUGAAACUACACAGAAAUAAAGUUGGUGGCCUUGAUGGAAUAAAAAUACUCUGGUUUAAAUGCUAAGAACUUAAGACGUGAAAUAGUCCUACACUGAAGCUCCUAUUCUUAAAUAUGAGCAGAACUGAUUUCACUGGCAUCCAACGUCAAUUUACUGGAAACAUUCAAGUGGUGUAAUUCAGAUGUAUUGUAGUAA